UAUUCUUAACUCAUUCUGUAAAAGAGUGGAACAAUUAUAAUUCUCUAAAAGAGACCCAAAAGCUACAGACUUACCAAGUAGUCGUGACAAAAAUGACUCUUGUGUUGACUAACACAGGGUCAUCUAUCAACUGGAAAAGACAUAGCUGUCAAGCGACUUUCGAGGGACUCCAAACAAGGUCUUAAGGAAUUCAAAAACGAGGUUAUUUUGAUCGCCAAACUUCAACACCGUAAUCUAGUUAGGCUAUUGGGAUAUUGCAUCCUCGGAGAAGAACGAAUGCUAGUUUAUGAGUACAUGCCUAAUGGAAGCUUGGAUUCCAUCAUUUUUGAUAUAACACAAAGCAAAUUGCUCACAUGGAGUAGGCGCCUGGAUAUUAUUAUUGGGAUUGCUAGGGGGAUUCUUUAUCUUCAUCAAGAUUCGAGAUUGAAAGUCAUCCACAGGGAUCUUAAAGCUAGCAAUGUGCUACUUGACAAUGAGAUGAAUCCCAAAAUUUCAGAUUUUGGGUUGGCUAGGGCUUUUGGAGGCGAUCAGUCAUCCGAAAAAACAAAAAGGGUGAUCGGAACUUAUGGUUACAUGGCUCCCGAAUAUACAAUCGAUGGCUUAUUUUCAACAAAGUCAGAUAUUUUUAGCUUUGGAGUCAUAGUUUUGGAGAUAAUGAGUGGCAAAAUGAAUAGAAAAUUCUGUCAUGCAGACCAUGAUCUAAAUCUUCUUGGACAUGCAUGGGGACUUUGGAUGGAUGGAAAGGCUUCUAAGUUAAUAGAUCCAGUGAUGGAGGGUUCAUUUCCAAUGUCUAAGGUGUUGAGAUGUAUACAGAUUGGUCUUCUAUGCGUGCAGAAAUGCCCUGAAGAUAGACCAACUAUGUCAUCUGUGGUCUUAAUGUUGGUUUCAGAUACUCUAACUUUGUCCCAGCCCAAAGCACCCGGCUUUUACAUUGAGAGGAGCUCCAAACAGACGUAUGAACAUACUCCAGCUCAAAGUUCUCCCAGCAUCAAUGAAGUGACAAUGACUCAGCUAGAGGCUCGCUAAAAUAUUAUUUGCAAGCAGAAUUGCUCCCGAUGAGGAUUUCAAAAGAAAUUUUGUUGAGAAUACCAUCUCUCACGUAUAUUCGAAGGUUGGCGAGCGCCUUUCUAUAAACAGAAGAAAAAAACUGCAUUCCGUGGUGGAUCAAGACGCAAAUAUGUGUUAAGCAUUGAUAUAAAUGAGCUCGGUUGCGUUCAACCCGUAUUAUUUAGACCUUCCUUAGCUCGGUUUCGCAAA
Rhododendron vialii is the source of this 1257-nucleotide messenger RNA. Its product is annotated as G-type lectin S-receptor-like serine/threonine-protein kinase SD1-1. Gene Ontology annotation, biological process: protein phosphorylation. Bases 277 to 1026 code for a protein of 249 amino acids. The record is from RefSeq and is a predicted model, not a curated record. The transcript is spliced from 4 exons. Gene Ontology annotation, molecular function: protein serine/threonine kinase activity; ATP binding. NCBI's taxonomy places the organism in Eukaryota, Viridiplantae, Streptophyta, Magnoliopsida, Ericales, Ericaceae.